AUGCGUCGCUCUUGUCUUGUAGGGCCAACGAAUGAGCGUCAGAAGGCCGUUGUAGCAGCUUUUCAACAUGCGUGGCAAGGUUAUCGUAAAUUCGCUUGGGGUCAUGAUCAACUCAAGCCGAUCUCUGGCGGAUAUUCGGAUUGGUUUAAUACUGGAUUGACGAUUGUCGAUGCUUUGGAUACUGCUAUCAUUAUGGGGCUCAAGGAAGAAGUUAGACAAGCUACUGGUUGGAUCCACGACGCCCUUACUUUCGAUAAAGACGUGUACGUAAACCUCUUUGAGACCACUAUCCGAACUUUAGGUGGUCUUUUGAGUGCGUAUCAUCUCACGGGUAAUAAGGUU
Messenger RNA from Strongylus vulgaris, 342 nucleotides. NCBI's taxonomy places the organism in Eukaryota, Metazoa, Nematoda, Chromadorea, Rhabditida, Strongylidae. The record is from the annotation of a GenBank genome assembly.